Messenger RNA from Lolium perenne, 915 nucleotides. Its product is annotated as protein C2-DOMAIN ABA-RELATED 3. The record is from RefSeq and is a predicted model, not a curated record. Lineage: Eukaryota; Viridiplantae; Streptophyta; Magnoliopsida; Poales; Poaceae.
AGAAGAAAGCGGGCAAGAAAAACGGGAUGCAAGAAGCCGCCUAAUUCGAGGAUUGGAUUAGGCGCUUCUUCGUCCCACAUUCCGUCCCUUUCAUCCGUAACAUUAGCAUCAUCAUCAUCAUCAUCAUCAAACAGCAGCCGGUCCGAUCAUGGAUGGGUUGGUAGGCAUCUUGAAGGUGCGUGUGGUGCGUGGGAUCAACCUCGCAUACCGCGACGCAAGAGGCAGUGAUCCAUAUGUUGUCCUUCGCCUCGGCAAGCAGAAAGUGAAGACAAGUGUGAAGAAGAGAUCCGUGAACCCUAUCUGGCAUGAAGAGCUAUCCCUGUCGAUCACAAAUCCUAAUGCACCAAUCAAGCUUGCGGUGUUCGACAAGGACACCUUCAGCAAAGACGACCCGAUGGGAGACGCGGAGAUCGAGGUAGAGCCCUUGGUGGAGUUCCUGCACAUGGCCACCGAGGACAUGCGGAACGGCACCGUGAUGCGCUCGAUCCGGCCGAGCAGCCGGAACUGCCUCGCCGAGGAGAGCAAGGUGUGCUGGAAGAACGGGAGGUUCGUCCAGGACGUGAUCCUGCGCCUGAAGAACGUCGAGAGCGGCGAGAUACAGCUGCAGCUGCAGUGGGUGAGUAUGCCCGGCAGGAAGUGACCCACACGGCCGAUGGAUCGAUCCAUUUUGGAGGUCUCAUCGUCGGCAUGCUUGACUGGCAUUAUGUUUAUCGCCGUGAAAUGGAUCAUUUUUGUCGAUCGCGCUAUUCGCCCGUUGUAGACGUCGGAUUGUAAACAACUGCAAUCGUCAGAUUAGUCAAAUAUCUUUGUAGGAAGGGAAAAGAUGUUAUAAGAAUGGUGCAGGCACGGAUUGUAUCCAGGACGCAUGGUCUGUAAGGCUUGGGACAACAUAAUGGAACACACACACAACACAAA